UCUUAUGUGGUAUCGCGUCGCGUCGCGUAGUUUUGGUUAUAACACCCGAUAUGAUGGAUCCCCCAGCUACUAAAGCACGGGCUCCGUUGAGUACUGUUUCCAACAACGUUAGUGUACACUCGCAACAACCGCCGGUUGCGGACAGUUUACAAACGUACUCCGUUUUUCGCAAUGUGGAGACAAGUUUGUAUGAAGACAAGUUUUUCCUUUAUCGCAAAAAGCCGGACAAAAUGUGGGACAAUGAUCCCUUCGCAUGUAUCUCGGACGAAAUGUUGCUACAAAUUUUUAAGUGGUUACCAAAAAAGACUCUUCUCCGUUGUGCUGAAGUUUGUCGACGUUUCAACCGCGUAUCGAAGGACGACGCACUUUGGGUACGCAUCGAUUUGUCGGGAUGUACGCUACGGUGCGACUCUCUCGUAACGAUACUCAACCACCGAUUAAACAUUGUGCGCAUGGCCCAAACUGAAAUACUCUGUCCGACACAAGCUCCAGUCUUUCCGCAUUAUAAGGCAAAGCUUCAAUAUCUGGACCUCAGCAUGUGUACCAUCGACAAGGGUGUGCUAUGUGCGCUGCUCAAGAGCUGCCGCGCCCUGCGGAUGUUGAGCUUAGAAAAUAUACCUCUCGAUGAUGCCAUAUGUAAGGAGAUUGCGGAAAACCAACAUAUGGAGUCUCUCAACCUAACCAUGUGUACGGAUAUCAGCACCGAGGGUCUUUCGGCAAUUGCUGCCUCCUUGUCCAAACUACAGAGUUUCAACGUUGCCUGGACAUCCAUAUCAUCCAAGGCUAUACUACGUCUGGUGACACAGAUAAGCCCAACGUUGAUGCGAAUCAAUCUGGCAGGAUGUCGGAAUACGCUGAUAGAUGAGUCACUGGCCAUACUGGUGCAUCGGUGCCCAAACCUUCUUGAACUCGAUGUGUCGGAUUGUGCGCAGUUGACGUCGAAAGCGAUCGACUCUCUCUGCAAACUACCAAAACUAGAAUUUUUAAGUCUGUCACGUUGCUAUAAUAUUAGCACAACCUCUUAUCUAAAUUUAGUCCAUCUUGAAUCGCUUCGGUUUUUGGAUAUUUUUGGUCUCAUGUCGGACACCACUUUGGUAGUGGUACAGAACGCAUUGGGCAGCAUAGGUAUCAACAAGUUUUACCUCAGCUCCAUCGCGCGCCCCACGGUCGGCUCACGUAGGACAUCCAUCUGGGGCUUGAGGACACGAGAAUAAAACCAUCAACACA
Anopheles bellator is the source of this 1227-nucleotide messenger RNA. RefSeq names its product S-phase kinase-associated protein 2 (gene Skp2). Gene Ontology annotation, biological process: SCF-dependent proteasomal ubiquitin-dependent protein catabolic process. The coding region runs from base 51 to 1214 and encodes 387 amino acids. The record is from RefSeq and is a predicted model, not a curated record. Gene Ontology annotation, cellular component: SCF ubiquitin ligase complex. The transcript is spliced from 4 exons. Gene Ontology annotation, molecular function: protein binding. NCBI's taxonomy places the organism in Eukaryota, Metazoa, Arthropoda, Insecta, Diptera, Culicidae.